AUGGACGCCCGCACCUCCUCGGGACGCCAUCUCUGUGAGCUGAGAAGAAUGCCUUUGUGCCGGCGCCGUGGCUGCGUGCGGACAGAUGGAGGCACUGUGGUGGGUGAGCGCGAAGAUAUUACGCAACUACUGUUUCCCACUCGCUCGGACACAGCUCCUGCCAGUGCAAGUGCCAUAAGGACUGGUCUGUGCCGCCGCGGCCGCCAUGGCAAGCAGAGGAGGUGGUGGUUCCUUCCUCCUCCUCAAACGGAGGAGAAGGUGGUGCUGUGA
This is a messenger RNA of Knipowitschia caucasica, 270 nucleotides long. Lineage: Eukaryota; Metazoa; Chordata; Actinopteri; Gobiiformes; Gobiidae. The record is from the annotation of a GenBank genome assembly.